Molecule: messenger RNA, 1098 nt
Organism: Zasmidium cellare ATCC 36951
Lineage: Eukaryota; Fungi; Ascomycota; Dothideomycetes; Mycosphaerellales; Mycosphaerellaceae
Exons: 8
Coding region: 1-1098 (365 amino acids)
Source: RefSeq, a predicted model, not a curated record
AUGGGUCAAUCCAGCGGCGAGAUCAUUGCGCUUGCCUCGGUCUUCACCUUCCUAGCCAUUCUUGCGGUUGCGUUGAGAACAUGGGCAAGAAAGAGGACCAAGCAGCCCUUGGCUGCAGAUGAUUACCUGUCAUAUGCCGCAGUGAUCGUAAUGAUUGGAGUGCUCACAACACCAUUGAUCAUAAUAUGCGUUCUUGACAACUUCGGCAACCACAUGAAGACCACUCCAAGUGGUGAGCCGCUGCCACCUUCCCACCGAUAUAGUGUCUGUCAGCUGGUCCUCGAGGUCUGCGGAUACGUGCCCAUCGCCUUGGCCAAAUGUAGCAUCCUUAUGUUUUACAAGCGGAUCUUCCGCGGCGCAAUGCUCGCAGCGGCCGUCUGGACUCUCAUGGGGUUGACCAUCGCUUGGUGCACGACUUUCUUCUUCGGCACCCUCUUUGAAUGUACUCCAAUCGACAAGUCGCUCUCCCUACCACCUGGAAGCCCUGGGGUACGCUGCAUCGACAUGGUCAAGCUCUUCUACGCUGGUGCAAGUGUCGAUGUUAUCCUGGACUUCGCCAUCUUGCUCGUGCCUCUGCCGCCCGUGCUGAAGCUUCAGAUGCCACCGAGGCAAAAGUUUGGUGUCCUUUUGGUCUUCUUGACUGGAGCUUUAGCCAUUGCUGCUAGCAUUACCCGUUUGGUUGAGUUCGUGUAUGCAGGCCGACAACUCAGAGCCGGUAACCCAGAUACAACCUAUUUCGUCGCACCAACCGUAUAUUGGACGAUGAUCGAAGCAGCGCUCUGUAUCAUCGCUGUCUGCCUGCCGUCGAUGCGCCCCAUCUUCCGAGGCGUUUCGACCGAGAAUCUUCUCAACAGCCUCCGGAGUGCCCUGUCCCUCCACUCCUACACCAGCCGGCCGAGCACGCACAGAGACCCAAGCUUCGACGAACAGAUGCGGAAGGAGUCUGGUGCAUCCGAAUUCGCUAUGCUCGAGCAGCCUUAUCAAGGAACGAACCAGUACGAAACCACUGCUUUCAAAGGUCCCGUAAAGGUGGAAGGCAAGGACGAGAUUCCAGACAGAGGCAUUUUGGUAGAAACGACCAUUUCGAGAAAUGUUUAG